UCCGAGAGCUGCGGGAAGCCGGCGCUGGGCGCGCGCAUCCGCGCUAAGAACUCGCUCCCCCCUCUCCCGGAGGAGACCCAGGGGAUCGAUCCGGGGGCGUCCUCGGAGCGGAGGCAGAGGGCCACCACCGCGCCACUCUGCUCGCGUUCGCCCCGCGCCGGCCGUCACUGCCGAAGGGGCCGCCAGCGGCGCUCAUCCCUGUCGCUAGCGCCGAACCGGCGUUCGGAGGGGCGGCGGCGGAGCCCGGCUGGAGCGGGUGAGCCCGAGGCUGGCACCCCGGGGGCAACAGCGAGGCCAAACUGCCAAGAUGUGAAAGUAAAGAAAGGACAUAUAAAAUAACAAAAAUGCUUUUGAGCCAGAAUGUCUCAGCGAUUGGACCACUUAGUUUGUAUCCCAUGGUGCAUAUCAGCCUCGUGUUUGGCAUUUCGUAUGUUUUGCCCGAUUUUUCCGAUAAAUCUUGCACUUUAAAUGUGACGUUACGAAAUUUCCGGUCAAUCUUAUCGUGGGAAUUAAAAAACCAUUCAGUGGUACCAACUCACUAUACAUUAUGGUACACCAUCACGAGUAAACAAGAAGAUAUGAAGAUCGUUGGGGACUGUACAAAUAUCACAAGAUCAUUCUGUGACCUAACAGAUGUGUGGGUAAACCUGCCAGAGAUGUACAUCCCCAAAGUGGUUGGAUUCCGAGGGAACAGAGCUCUGGUCAGUUGUAUGGGCUCUUUCUUCCUGACAACAGACGCACUGUAUUUGGACCCACCAGAGUUUGAGAUUGUUGAUUUUACGGACCACAUCAAUGUGACUGUGAAAUUUCAGUCUGUCCCUCUGAAGAUGCUAAAUGCGGAAGAAUUACAAUUUUACUUAGAAUUUAUCGAAGAACAAUCAGGGGGGAUUGUUAAGAAGCAUAAACCCAAAAUAAAUGGAAACAUCACUGAAAAUUUCAAUUAUGUCAUCGACAAGUUAAUUCCAAACACAAACUACUGUGUAUCUGUUUAUUUUGAACCGAAAGAGCCAAGAAAAAUAAAUAGGUCUCCCUUAAAAUGUGCCCUCUUUAAACUUGGACGGGAAUCAGAGUUAUCAGAAUCUGCCACCAUAGGAGGAGUAGUUACUCUGUUUUUAAUAACUGUUGCCUUCAUAAGCACCCUGGUGAUGCUGAAACGGAUUGGUUACAUAUGCUUAAGAAGUAAUUUCCCGAAAGUUUUGAAUUUUUAUAAAUGGUCAGUCUGGGUAUUUCCCGGGCUGCCUCCACUGGAAAAAGUGGCUGCCGUGGAGGUCAUUCACAUCAACAGAAAGAAGAAAGUGUGGAAUUAUGAUUAUGAUGAUGAAAGUGACAGCGAUAAGGAAGCAGCGCCCCAAGAAAGCGAAGGUGGUUACACCAAGCACGGACUAACGGGCAGGCUGUGUCCCACCUCCACGUCCUUGGCCACCUUGGAGGACUGCAGUGACCCAGCCGCUGAGGCGCCUGACCUGCCCGAGCCUGAGGCUGACCCUGAGGCCCCAACGGCACCAGGGCCAGGCCCCUGGCAGUCGGAAUGCACAAGUGGGGACUACCAGGGGAGAGGGAACCUGCUGCAGGACCCCGUUUCCAAGGAGGAGAGUAGCUCCACGGAGGAGUCUGGGGACAGAAUUCUCUUCAAUGUGGAUCUGAAUUCUGUGUGCAUCAGGGCCCUGGAGGACGACGACGACUCAGAAGUCCCUCGGAUGUUACCAUCUCAUCCAGAAGAGACAGUUGUGCUAGAGAACCCCGACGAGGCAGAAUCAAGCCUGCUGGUGGCCAGUGGAGAAGGGACACAGCUGCCCUUCCCUGGCCCCUCUGCAGAGUCCCCGUGGCCUGAAGAUAAUUCUUCUGAUAAAAGUGACAGUUCCGAGUCGGAUGUUGACAUCGGGGAUGGUUAUGUAAUGAGGUGAAUGAAUCUAGGAAUAUUUAAUUCACUUGGACACAUGCUACCUCCAGGACUCUCCCUCCCAGCACCGUCACUUGCUCCUUCGGGUUCUCCCAAGUUUUCUCCGAAGGAAGGUGUAGGAGACUGGUGGCAUCAUCUAUGCAAAUUCCCAGUCUGGGGGAAGGGAAGGUGGGAAACAAAGUACUCUGGUAUUAUUCAGUGCGUUGUUGACCUGUUCAAAGUGAUUUGCCUUGAAGGGAAGAUGCCCUACCCAUUCUCUUUACUGUCAUGGAUGUCUGUUUCUGCCUCAUGUUUCCUUGAGUAAAGAACAAGGUUCCCUUUGGCUUUCAGGGAGUGCUCCAGGGCCCUAUAAGAUUUCUGGGAAAUUAUUAAAUUGGGCCAGAGUGGAGUAGGGAGAGAAAAGGAAGGCAGGGUUUAUAGCAGGAGCAGUCAGCAGUGUUUUCCACAGGCUCCAGGAAAGAGCAGGAAAGCAGCAGAGAAAGAGGAGCGGGCUGCCGGAGAGAAAGGAAGGGCACGCACAAGGAAACAGAAGCACAUGCUCCGGAUUGGGUUGGAGGUAGGCAAGGUCCAGCCGAGUCUUGGGUACCUCCCAGAUGUUAUUCCGUCACCUACGCUCUUGAGAAUUCAACUCACAGCCCCUGGUCCAGCCCUCCUCAGUCUGAUUGAGGAAGACAGACCACAUGUAAAUAACUCUAGUGGGGGGCAGGUAACUAAUACAGGAACAUUUGCAUAAGGGAGAGGGAUAGAAUCUGUGUCAUAUUUUAAGAUUUAAUUUUGUAUAAUGGAG
Molecule: messenger RNA, 2687 nt
Organism: Hippopotamus amphibius kiboko
Lineage: Eukaryota; Metazoa; Chordata; Mammalia; Artiodactyla; Hippopotamidae
Gene: IFNAR2
Product: interferon alpha and beta receptor subunit 2
Exons: 9
Coding region: 345-1904 (519 amino acids)
Molecular function (GO): protein binding; interleukin-22 receptor activity
Source: RefSeq, a predicted model, not a curated record